AUGCCGUCUCCAUUGAGUAAUGCUGUGCCUAGUACCAAAGCUCCGUCAGGAGGUUAUACUGGUUGGAAUCUUACUAAGCUCAACCCUUGUCCCCUAAAUGCUUAUUGCUUAGGUUGGGGCUUCUGUGGCACCACAGAUAAAUUCUGUACCGAUGGCAAAAAUGGAUGUAUCUCCAACUGUGGCAUAGAUAUCGUCAACAAUGAUGACGCUCUGGACAAUUUCUACCAUGUUGCUUACUUUAAAGUCUUCAACCUCAAGCGCGAGUGUCUGAAUAUGGACGUUAAUAAAAUCAGCGAUACAUCCUUGACCCAUGUGCACUUCGCGUUUGCUGGAUUGACUGCUGAUUUUGAUAUUUCCUUUAACACCGAUAAGUACGAAUCGCAGUUUGAAAAAUUCCGUUACCGUGAUGUCGUUAAGUCUGGAAAUCGUGAGAAGUUUGCUAAGAAUAUCAAGGCGUUCUUUGAGAAAUAUGAUGGACUAGACGGUAUCGACUUUGACUGGGAGUAUCCUGGAGCCACUGAUAUCCCUGGCGUACCUGCAGGUUCCGAUAGUGACGACGAUAAUUACCUUAGUUUCUUGAAGUUGAUGAAGAGCACCAUUAAUUAUAAUAAUGCCUACGCAGAUAAGGGCUGCCCCAGCGGAGACUGUCUUCGAUCGCAUGUCAAUAAGACCGAGACUAUAAACUCUCUUGCGAUGAUCACUAAGGCUGGUGUGCCUGCAAGCAAGAUUUUUGUUGGAGUUUCAAGCUACGGUCGUAGCUUUGGUAUGGUCGACCUAACCUGUACUGGUCCUAUGUGUAAAUACGGUGGCGGUUUUGAUGUUUCCACUACCGAGGCUGGAACUUAUACCAACACUUCUGGCUAUAUCUUAAACGCCGAGCUUAAUCUUAUCAUACAAGGUGUGGACUCGAAUGCUACUAAUUAUAAGGGCCGCACGUGGUAUGAUGAGGAUUCCGCUUCAGAUAUAAUGGUCUAUGGUACUAAAGGCGAAAUCACUACUUGGGUGGCAUAUAUGUCCGAUGACACUAAGGAGGCACGCAUUGAUUGGGUUAAAGGACUUAACUUUGGAGGCGUCACUGAUUGGGCUAUCGACCUUCAAAAAUUGAACUUGGGUGUUGACCCUGACUCCGAUGAAGCUUAG
Messenger RNA from Penicillium longicatenatum, 1140 nucleotides. RefSeq names its product Peptidoglycan-binding Lysin subgroup. The record is from RefSeq and is a predicted model, not a curated record. Lineage: Eukaryota; Fungi; Ascomycota; Eurotiomycetes; Eurotiales; Aspergillaceae. Gene Ontology annotation, biological process: carbohydrate metabolic process. Gene Ontology annotation, molecular function: hydrolase activity, hydrolyzing O-glycosyl compounds; chitin binding. The transcript has 5 exons. The coding region runs from base 1 to 1140 and encodes 379 amino acids.